UAUCCUAACUUAAUGGCAUUCUCAAAAUCCGUUAUUUGAUGCAACGCUAUCAAACAUAAGUGUGUGCAUUGCUUGAUUUUAUCAUUUAGAUAUUGAUAAAACGCACGACAUAUCAACGCAGCAAUCACGUGUUUUUUUUUAUGUACAUCCGUCUUUAAGUGCAGCAAAACGAGGAAAUUGGCUAAGAUACGACUGUAUGCCAACCACGUAGCAACUAUUACUAAAGCUGUCAGAAAGGAUUACUUUCAGUUGUCAAGAAUUUUGACGAGGGAUAAACCUGGGAUCGAAAAUUUACAUCCAAUCCCGUAAUAUCUCGGUAUUAGUCAAUAAAUGCUCACUGAAUGAUGUACAGUGAUACGGUAUUAAAUUAUUAGUAACAUUCAUAUUCAGCGCAAUCUCUCUGCGUCAUGCUAUUUCAAAUAAUUUUUAAUAUCGAGGGAUUGGAAAUAUUUCCCGUGAAAAUAAUCGAUUAUUAUGAGGAUGAAUGAGCAGUGUAAAUAGAAAUUAAUACGCUAAUUAGAUGUGUAUAUCCGUCAUUCCUCACUAAUACCUAUAGAAUUUGCAAGCGUUGAAAUUUCCCAGCAGGUUUGUCCAUUGUAUUUCGAUCGCGAGACUGCCUGGCGAAAUUCAGGGCGCGGCUAAAAUAUAUAUUCGAUUUAAUUUGUCGAUCUUCCGGAUCGAGGCUCGGGACGAGCCGCUGACAGAAACGCAACGGACCGUUGCCAGUUUGUCAAUGAGGUGAACAGCUGUGCCCAUCCUGUGUGCAUCGCGCGACAAUUAUCGUCACGGGCCGCCGUGACUGUCCGUGCUCGUUCGUCCACGGUUCGAGCACUUUUUACGAGAGAACCCCACUACCCAUUCGCAUAAAACACCACUGCUUGCCGCGCACUUUGUCGCUUUUAGUCGCUCGUUAACCGCGUCGUCGCUCGUGCUAUCGAAACGACGGGGACCGACCGGCAGUAGACUCUUCUCACCGUCCUCACGCGAAGGGGACUCCGUUUAUGCGAAAGCCUGAAUUACGCUAAAGCGAGAUGCACCGGUCGCAUCGAAUCCGACCGACAUCGCGCGAACUCGCGAUCGCGUCUCCGCAUCGAAGCGAGUAACCGUGGAUUCGUCGAGCCGAUGAGACCUCCGUCAUCGUCGGUUUUUCAUCGAGAGCGCGAAGUCAUCACAUGGACAUCUGUUUGCGAUACAUGUCGCAUUGUGGAAAAGUUCGCUAUCGAAGUGCGUCGAUGUCGACCCUGAGAGACGCGCUAACGAGAUGGACAAAACUGUACCUCCAACGUAGUGCGGAGAACCAAUCCGGGAAACAAGCAUAGAACACAAGAGAUAAUCUGGUAAAAGCGGGCUAAGGUGCCAAAGACGUCAAUCGUCGCAACGUAUUAGCGUCGUCGUCGCGACAACCGAUCACCUCGUCCCUGUCGCGACAGUCAACUCCUGUCACGAGACUCAUCUGCUAACGAUCGUCGCUAACGUGGCAAACGUGUGAUUCGUCGCAAUACGUUCAGCGACUGUGCUUCGGGCUUUUCACGAUCAAUAGCAUCAGUGUAUCAGAAUUGACAGUUAUGUCGUGGUCGAUGAGGUGAUUUCGAUCGCGUUUGAACACAAAUCACACUUAUCCACAGCUUCGUCGCGUGGACAGAUCGAUCGACCUAUUUGAGAAAAUUCCCGCAAAGAAUUUCGGACCUCGUUAAAUUUUUAAAAUCUGCUAGAUCGUUAAUCAAUUGACAUCGACGAGAUUCUUAGCAAUUGAAGAUCAGCAAGAAAUGGAGAUCGAUAUGAGCGGCAGGAUGAACAAACCCAACGAGGAAUUAGCGAAGAGACGAGUGUCAAUUAGCGAUCAAGUUAUGGGACUUGAUAAUCCCGUCUUCGAGCAUAAUCGGCGCAUCAGCGCGAGUUCGGAGCACAAUUCUGAUCAAGGCAGACGGAAAUCAAUCCUACAUCACGGCAGCAGUCACUGCGAGAGCGCGGAGAAUAUUCCACAAUACAAGUUUGAUCUGGAAAAUGGUAGGAUCAACGGUAAUAGAAAAAAAUCGGCCUAUAGUCUGUCCAGUUCGAUCAGAGACAAGAUUGAAUAUUCCGAGGAGCUCGAGAGGUCGUGGCUGUAUCUAUUUUGCGCGCGAUGUCACGGUCGCGACGAUACUCCAUCGUGGGAGCCACCGGGUUGGAGAAAAGCAUGUCCUCAGCCGUUCUGUCCAACAUAUAGGAAAUUCGCACGGGUAUUGUGUCUCUUCCUUUUGGGUCUCCUACUCUGGGGUAUUGUCUACUUGGUAAUCGGCGAUGAUGCAGCCCCGGGUGGUCAGUUGUUCGGGUUGGCCGCCCUGUGCAUUGCCGCGCAUUUCGGGGGUUGGUUGAUGUCUUUAACUACCCUUCCAGCCUUGAUCGGUAUGCUGAUCACCGGGCUGAUACUUCAGAAUGUCGGACUUGUGAAGAUCGGAGGACAGUACACCAUGAUGAUUGCCCUUGUACGGAAAAUCGCUUUGGUUAUCAUACUUACUAGAGCAGGCUUGGAUCUCGAUCCAAACGCUCUGAGAAAAUUAAAGGUCACGGUGCCAAAGAUAGGUUUGAUACCAUGGGCGGUGGAAGCAACGGUGAUAGCAGCGAUGACGAGAUACAUCUUAGAUUUACCCUGGAUAUGGGGUUACCUCCUUGGAAGCAUCAUAGCGGCCGUCUCGCCAGCCGUUGUAGUGCCUUGCCUCUUCAGGUUACGUGCCAAGGGUUACGGAGUCGCCAAGGGGAUCCCGACGCUAAUUAUUGCGAUUUCCGGAAUUGACGAUGCGGCAUCGGUGGCAGUUUACGGUAUUAUAAAGAGUAUCAUGUUUUCCCACGACGCGCUAUGGUACCAAAUUCUUCAGGGGCCCAUCGCUGUUAUCGGUGGUCUGGGAUUCGGUAUCAUGUGGGGCUGGUUGGCCAAAUACGUGCCAGAAAAAGGCGAUCCGUUCAUGGUGCCUCUUAGAGUGCUGAUGUUACUCGGAGGAGGGUUGUUGGCGGUUUUCGGCAGCGAGGCAAUCGAGCUCGGGGGUGCUGGGCCGCUUGCGGUCGUAGCUGCAGCUUUCGUCAGCUGCUACUUUUGGCAACAACAAGGUUGGGAAGUGGACGACAAUCCAGUAGCUACAUCUUUCGAGAUCUUCUGGAUGAUAUUUGAGCCGAUCCUGUUUGGUGUUACCGGUGCGCAGAUCACGAUCAGUGAACUGGAAGGGAAGAUCGUCUAUCUUAGCUUAGGCUGUUUGGUUGCUGGCAUCGUUAUUCGGAUCGGAGCAACGAUGGUGUGUGGAAUCGGUUCCAACCUCAAUCUCAAGGAGAAAGUGUUCAUCUCUCUAUCAUUGAUGGUCAAGGCGACCGUACAAGCGGCCCUGGGUCCUGUCACCCUCGACGAGGUCAACAAAGGUAAUCAACGUGAGGUCGAAUAUGCCGAGAUGAUACUGAUGUUGUGCGUCCUCUCGGUGCUUUUGACCGCACCGGCGGGUGCUAUCAUCAUCACGCUCUCGGGACCAAAGCUCUUGACGAAGACUUCCACGCCGAUCGCUCUACCGGAAGCUUGGAAAUCGCGCAGGCCAUCGAUGCGUGACAUAUCGAUUAUCAACGAGGACCCGGAUCUCGAGGAGACCGCAAACGAGAGAAAACCCUGAUGACCUCGUUUAAAUCACGUUUAAAGUCAAUUUAAUAAAGAGUCCAUCUUUGUUUCCCAAAAGUGCCUGAAAAUGUCUACUUUGAUUAUUCAAAGUAUCACUUAAAAAUCAUAAACUAUAUUUAUAUACUAUUAUUGGCGAGAUAUUAAUUAUUAUCCAGACGAAGUUUAAUAAUAACUGAAAAUGAAAUAAUUAUAGUGAUAUCGCAGUGAUAUUGUAGAAUUGUCUGGAGUUAUUUAAAUAAAUUUUCAAUUUUAUUCAAUUUAAUGCUCAUCGAUAUUCUUGUCAGAUUAAUCAUAGCUCUAGCAUAAAUGCAAUCAUUCUUUAUACAAAACGAGAAGACGAUCGUGGAAAACCUUGUAUAUUUAUACUAUGCUAUAAAGAAAGAUGUGUUUAUUUAAAGAUUUUAUGGCUCUAGGGGAUUUCGAAAUUCAUACGUCCAUAAAAUUCAUACUAGAAAUUAUUAUAUAUGUAUAUAUUUUUAUAUAAUAAUGUUUAUAUAUUAUUUUUUUUCCUAACUAUACUUUGCGCACGAAAUUUAUAAGCAAGAUAUUAUAAAACAUCUUUUAUUA
Messenger RNA from Camponotus floridanus (Florida carpenter ant), 4201 nucleotides. RefSeq names its product sodium/hydrogen exchanger 9B2 (gene Nha1). The record is from RefSeq and is a predicted model, not a curated record. Gene Ontology annotation, biological process: proton transmembrane transport. The transcript has 6 exons. Gene Ontology annotation, cellular component: membrane. The coding region runs from base 1767 to 3629 and encodes 620 amino acids. Gene Ontology annotation, molecular function: antiporter activity. Lineage: Eukaryota; Metazoa; Arthropoda; Insecta; Hymenoptera; Formicidae.